Molecule: messenger RNA, 1346 nt
Organism: Phaethon lepturus (White-tailed tropicbird)
Lineage: Eukaryota; Metazoa; Chordata; Aves; Phaethontiformes; Phaethontidae
Product: 2'-5'-oligoadenylate synthase-like protein 2
Exons: 7
Biological process (GO): defense response to virus; regulation of ribonuclease activity; negative regulation of viral genome replication
Cellular component (GO): membrane; cytosol; nucleoplasm
Molecular function (GO): protein binding; 2'-5'-oligoadenylate synthetase activity; double-stranded RNA binding
Source: RefSeq, a predicted model, not a curated record
CUUUCAGCAAGCAGGUGAAGCAAACAGUGAAGCAGAUCUGCGACUUCCUGAAGGAGGACUGCUUCGAGACCGACAUCCACGUCCACAAGACCGUCAAGGUGAGCACUGCCAGCUGGGGGACCACCCUGCGGAACAACUCCGACGCCGACGUGGUGCUUUUCCUCAGCUGUUUCUCCAGCUACCAGGAGCAGAAGCAGGAGAGAAAGCGUAUCCUGGAUUUGAUCGAGAGGAGGCUGCACACCUGCAGGCAGAGCCUGACGUUCACCGUGAACAUCAGCGAGCCUCGGUACAAGGGUCCUGGCAACACACCUCGCUCCCUCAGCCUCACCCUCUGCUCCAAGGAGACCUUGGAGUCCAUUGAGGUGGACAUCUUGCCAGCCUACGAUGCCUUGGGGCAGGUGAGCCAGGUUGCCCCGCCAGACGCGGGGGUGUAUGUGGGGCUCCUGAAUGCCAGCAGUGACCCCGGGGAGUUCUCCCCCUGCUUCACCGAGCUUCAGAAGAAGUUUGUGAAGCGUUACCCUGCCAAACUGAAGAACCUCCUGCGCCUGGUCAAGCACUGGUACAAGGAGCACCCCACCGCAGACCUGCCCCCCAAGUACGCCCUGGAGCUGCUGACAAUCUACGCCUGGGAGGAGGGCACGGGCUCCCGCGAGUCCUUCGUCACAGCUGAGGGCUUCCGUACAGUGCUGGAGCUGCUGUGCCGGCACCGGGACAUCUGCAUCUACUGGGAGACGUACUACUCGCUCCAGCACAGCCAGAUCGGUGCCCACGUGAAGAGGCUGCUCUGCGUCAGUGCCGCCCGGCCCUGGGACGUGCAGCCGGCCCGGCCCGUGACGAUUGAGGUGAGGCAGCUGUCGGGCACCAGCCUGAGCAGGACCGUCAGCCCGGCCAUCACCGUCUCGCAGCUGAAAGAGGAGAUUCAGCAGGCAUGGGACAUUCCCCAGUACAGGCAGCGCCUGGCACUGCAGGAGCCGAGCAGGAGCACCCUCAUCCUGCAGGACAACGAGACCCUGGCCACCCACGGCAUCUUCUACAGCACCACGCUGAUGCUGCUGCAGACUGAGCCCCAGGUGAUGGAGGUCUUCGUGAAGGACGACAAGAACCGGACCACCACCUACACGGUGCGGCCCACCGACACCGUCUGGCAGCUGAAGGAGCAGAUCCACGCCCGGCAGGGGCCUCCCGCCAACCAGCAGCGCCUGACGUACGGCUCCCCGGAGCCGGGGGGCAGCCACGUGCGGGCCCACUACAACAUCCAGCCGAGGAGCACCAUCUUCAUGCUCCUGCGGCUCCGGGGGGGCACAGGCCCCCGGCACCUGCAGUCCCCUGCCGGCUCCCCCUCCUGA